GCGAGUGUAGCUUGAGAGCAAAUUAUUUCUUCUUCUUCUUUGUUCUUAUUUAUUCGACUGAAGUUGUCAUUUUUGCCAUGUUUUUGUUGUGUCCAAGGAAAAAGAUAAAAUGAGAAAAUACAAGCAGAAAGGAACAAGACAGCCAAUUUGCGAGGAGCUGAUGAAAGCGGCGCUUGAAGAUUUGCGGUAUGGAGUUAAGGGUCUCAGGGAAGCCAGCAGAUGCUAUGGAGUGAACAUGUGUACUCUGCGAGAAAGAUGGGUAAAGAUACAGCAUCAGGAAUUGAAAGAGAUCCCUCUCUGUAGUGGUUUGAAAUUCGCAUUAAACAAUUCUUCCAAACACUCCACUCGACAAAUUUUCUCAACCAAAGAAGAAGAAGAUUUGGCAGAAUAUUUAAAGAGUGCUUCUAACCUGAGUUAUGGUCUGAGUGUCCGGGAGAUGAGACUACUCGCUUUCGAUUACGCGAGAUAUUUAAAUAAGAAUUUUCCAGAAAGCUGGGAAAGAAAUAAGAUUGCCGGUGAAGAUUGGAGUAGAAGUUUCCUGCAGAGAAAUCCGUCACUCUCAGUAAGGAAACCCGAAAACACAUCCCUUGCUCGAAAUAAGAACUUCAACGAAGAGCAACUCGAGAUUUUUUACAAUAAUCUGCAUGAAGUUCUCACUCAAUAUAACUUUUCGGCAGAAAAAAUUUAUAAUAUUGAUGAGACCGCAUUGAGCACAGUGCUUUCACCAUUGAAUGUGAUCGCCACAAAAGGUAUCAGGCAAGUGGCUCAAGCAACGUCAGAUGAAAGGGGGCAGCAUAUAACAAUGGUUGGCCUUAUUUGUGCUGCAGGAUCUUCAAUUCCCCCCGUCUUUCUGUUUCCAAGGAAAAAGUCGUCUCCUGUCUACAUGGAAGGUAGCCCAGAAGGGUCUAUUGGAAUUUUUAAUGGAACAGGCUAUCAAGACAAGGACUCUUUCCUUGAAACCCUGAAACAUUUGCAAAAAUUUGCAUCACCUACGAAGGAUGAUCCCAUUUUAUUGCUGGUUGACAACCAUGCGUCGCACUGCAACAUUCAAUGUAUAAAUUUUUGCAGAGAAAAUGGGAUUGUGAUGGUGUCCUUCCCCCCACACACAUCACAUAAGACACAGCCCCUCGACAUAAGUGUCUUUGGCCCCUUUAAGAGGCGUUGUGCCCAAAUUUUUCAAACGUGGAUGAGGGAGAAUCAGGAAAAAACUCUCGAAUAACCAUCCACAAUGUCGUCCGCAUUUCUGCAGGCGCGUUUGAGCCAAGUUUUACAAAAAAUAAUAUUCGAGCAGGAUUUCGUGAGGCAGGAAUAUGUCCAUUUGACAGAGACCGACUAAUAAAGAAAGCCAAAGAAGUGGGGCAAAUCGCUCAAAGUCAAGACAAAAAAUGUGAUGAAAGUAUUUCUACAGAACACAGCCCCAGAGAAAGCAUGCUUCAUAAUAUUAAAACUGAAUCAGAAUUCUCGCCUAUGAAGGCUUUAGAAAACAUGCGACCACUUUCUCACAGACCCCUAAAUGUUAAAAAAGAACCAAAGAAAACCGUGACGUCCUUGAUCCUUACCAACUCGCCCGAACGAGACAGGAGGCAAUUGAUUCAAAUAAAAAAAGAGCAUAAGGUGUCUUGUAAGUGCAAGAUAGAAGAAGAGAAGAAUCCAGUGAAGAAACAGAUAAAGAGGAAGAAUUCAGAACCAGGAAAUGAAAAAGAAAAUAAAAAACAGAAAGUGACGAAAGCAAAAAA
Phlebotomus papatasi is the source of this 1736-nucleotide messenger RNA. RefSeq lists its product as uncharacterized. The transcript is spliced from 3 exons. Gene Ontology annotation, molecular function: DNA binding. NCBI's taxonomy places the organism in Eukaryota, Metazoa, Arthropoda, Insecta, Diptera, Psychodidae. The record is from RefSeq and is a predicted model, not a curated record. Gene Ontology annotation, cellular component: nucleus. Bases 110 to 1219 code for a protein of 369 amino acids.